AUGGAAGAGCAAUAUGAGGCAUUUACAAUACAUGAUGAUGAUGAGGAGGGGCUUAUCUUCGAAGCAGGGGCGGAUGGCUUAGCUGAGAUUGAUGAUCGGUGGCUCUUAGUAGGUCGAUUUCUCACUAAUCGGGCUAUCGACUUUCAGGCGAUGCAAAACAAAAUUGCCACUCUUUGGCAGCCGGGUAGAGGUUUGUAUGUGAAGGAACUAGACCCAAACCUUUUUCUUUUUCAAUUUUAUCAUGAAGUUGAUAUAGAACGAGUAAUUGAGGGGAGUCCGUGGACGUUCGAUCGUGCACCUCUUAUCUUCGAAAGAGUGAAGCAGGGAGAGAAUCCUAGGAACAUACCAUUGGUGAAGCUGGAUCUAUGGGUUCAAUUGCAUAAUAUGACUGUUGGCUUUAUGUCUGACAGAAUUCUACAGGGAGUGGGUAAUUACAUUGGCACCUUUAUCAAAUCUGACCCAAAUAAUUUUUCUGGUGUUUGGCGGGAUUAUUUGCGUAUACGAGUGAAGAUUAGAGUGGACAAACCACUGAAAAAAAAGAAGAAACUUGAAAUAGUGGGAGGCCCGAAAUGUGAAGUUUUGUUCAAAUAUGAAGACUUGCCAACCUUUUAUUUUCUUUGUGGUGUUCUUGGACACUCCGAGAAGUUCUGCGAAAAGCUAUUCGACACUCCGAAAGAUCAACUUGUUCAAGAAUAUAGCCUUGAGUUAAAAGCGGCACCGAGAAGAAGAAACUAUGCUGAUGGUUCACGGUGGUUGAAGUCGGGUCUGGCAGUCAAGAACUCCCCCGGAGCAAGCAGUUCGCGAGGUGGUGACCGGAGCAAUCAAAUCCCAUCACGCCGAGAGAAUCAAGGGAGAGCCAUGAAUCAGGUAUCCCCAUUAAUGUCCCAUGAUUCACGUUCUGUCAAUGUUAAUGUUGUUUUGGAAAAAUCCCAUGAUUUAAGGAAGAAUGAUGAGAAUGAGGGUGUGGCGCCAACUGGGAUAGAUUUGAAUCCAGGAUUGACUUUUAUUGAUAAUAAAAGAAGGAGAAUGGGCUUGGAAAAGGAGAUUGGGCUUGAUGAGACUAAUGAAAAUGAAUUGGGCCGUGUGGGUUUUAGUCAUAGUCAAGGAGUAAAAAAUAUGGAUAUUUCUAAUUUGGUUGACAAUGAUACUACAACUCAUGAUAUGAUUUCAAAAAACAUGCUCGAGGCGGGUGCUGGUAUCCAGGCCCGCCAAGAAUUAUGA
Molecule: messenger RNA, 1221 nt
Organism: Cannabis sativa
Lineage: Eukaryota; Viridiplantae; Streptophyta; Magnoliopsida; Rosales; Cannabaceae
Exons: 1
Coding region: 1-1221 (406 amino acids)
Source: RefSeq, a predicted model, not a curated record